Messenger RNA from Daphnia carinata, 1115 nucleotides. RefSeq names its product EKC/KEOPS complex subunit Tprkb-like. Gene Ontology annotation, cellular component: cytosol; EKC/KEOPS complex; nucleus. Bases 61 to 567 code for a protein of 168 amino acids. The transcript is spliced from 3 exons. Lineage: Eukaryota; Metazoa; Arthropoda; Branchiopoda; Diplostraca; Daphniidae. Gene Ontology annotation, biological process: tRNA threonylcarbamoyladenosine modification; telomere maintenance via recombination. The record is from RefSeq and is a predicted model, not a curated record.
CGGAACUUUCAUUCUUGUGAAGGGAUUCCAUCCCUGAACAACAUUUUGUUAUAUUAAAAAAUGUUAUCCUUUAAGGAAUAUGAACCGAAAUUGCUGUUGUUUAAAAAUGUGACAAAUGCUGGCGAAGUUCGAGAAAGAAUAAUCAAGGCCAACUUACCUUGCGCUGCCAUUAACCCUCGAUAUGUGUUUGAUACCUUUCAAGUAUUGGUGGCUACUCAAUUAGCUGUGAUGAGUCAACAGAAUAAAGCACUGCGAACACAUUCAGUGUUUUCUGAGAUUGUUUAUAAUAUGUCUCCAACAAGAAAGAUCUCAGAUUCUUUAAAAAUAUUUGGAAUGAGUGAGAAGGAUACUUCAGUUCUUUGUGUGGUGCUGAGUAAAGAAGAUAUGGAACUUGUAUGUUCUGAAGUAAAAGGAGAAUUGACAAAUCCUGCUGAAAGCAAUUUUGGAAUAUGUGAUGAAGAUGAGCUAAGAAAAAUUUACAAAAUCAAAGAAGUAGAAAUGAAAACUGUAUCAUUGUUGGAUUCUAUCAUCAACAAAAUUUCCACUAAAGAGAUAAUUACAGCAUAGAACAUCGACAAAAAUCUAAAUUGGGUACUGAAAUCAGCUAUAUUCUUCAUUCAUAUUUGACAGUACAUUUUAUAAUUUUCACUUCAUCAGUUGGCCUGUCAUCUUUAUCGGUUUCAACAAACCCAAUCCGUUUCACAACAGACAUGCCUGAGUGUAUCCUUCCAAAUAUGGAGUGUUUGCCAUCCAGCCAUUGUGUUGGGGCUAAAUAAAUUUGUAAAGUAACACAAAGCUUUAUUUUUUGAAUAAUUAGAUGUAGGUGCUCUCUAACCUAGGGUUAUGAAGAACUGAGAUCCAUUAGUGUUUGGUCCUGAAUUUGCCAUGGAUAGUAUGCCAGCACCUGUAAAUAAAGAAAGAAUGUAAAAGGUGACGCUGUGGUUCUUUUUACUUUUGAGGAGAUAACCUGUAUGUUUUAACUCAUCAUGAAGUUCAUCUGAAAAGUUGCGCCCAUAUAUAGAUGCUCCUCCUCUUCCAGUACCAGUUGGAUCACCACCUUUUAUUUUCUAAUUUAAACAACUUUCAUAGUCAACACAAUACAAAUGUUGUCUCGU